Messenger RNA from Candoia aspera, 1320 nucleotides. RefSeq names its product vomeronasal type-2 receptor 26-like. Gene Ontology annotation, cellular component: plasma membrane. Bases 1 to 1320 code for a protein of 439 amino acids. Gene Ontology annotation, molecular function: G protein-coupled receptor activity. Lineage: Eukaryota; Metazoa; Chordata; Lepidosauria; Squamata; Candoiidae. Gene Ontology annotation, biological process: G protein-coupled receptor signaling pathway. The transcript has 3 exons. The record is from RefSeq and is a predicted model, not a curated record.
AUGAUUACAAAAUUCCACCAGCAUGCCCUUGCCCUGGCCUUUGCUGUGAAGGAGGUCAAUGAGAAUCCCCAGAUCUUGCCCAAUGUUACCCUUGGGUUCCAUAUCUAUGACAGCUACCAUGAUGCACGGAUGACUUAUCGGACCACCCUGGACCUGCUCUUCAAAUCAACUAGCUUUCUCCCCAACUACAUGUGUGCCAGGCAGAGGAACCUGAUAGCCAUCAUUGGAGGACUUGGUUCUGAUACCUCUUUCCACAUAGCAGACAUCUUGGGUCUCUACAAGGUUCCACAGGUCCGUCCCCUUUCAGCAUGUAAUGAAUGGUGCCAUCCUGGAAAUCAGAAGGAAAAGAAGGAAGGAGAGAAAUUUUGUUGCUAUGAGUGUGUUCCUUGCCCGGGAGGGGAGAUUUCAAACAAGAGAGAUAUGGAAAAUUGUUUCAAAUGUCCAGAAGAUCAAUACCCUACCAGAGAAAAAGAUGACUGCAUCCACAAAAUUGUAAUAUAUCUUUCUUACGAGGAAUGUCUAGGAUUUAUUUUAGCCUCCAUUUCUGUUUCAUUGUCUUUGAUCACUGCUCUCAUAUUAGGAGUAUUUCUUAAGCACAAAGAUACCCCUCUGGUCAAAGCCAACAACCGGGACCUCACCAAUGCUCUCCUUUUCUCCCUCCUCUUCUGCUUCCUGUGUCCUCUCCUGUUCCUUGGCCAACCAAACAAAGUGACCUGCCUACUCCAACAACCAACAUUUGUCAUCAUCUUCUCCAUGGCUGUUUCUUGUAUCUUGGCCAAAACCCUCACUGUGGUUGUAGCUUUCAUGGCUACCAGGCCAGGCUCCAGUGUGAAGAAGUGGGUGACGAAAAGGAUGGCAACCUCCAUCAUUCUUUUCUGCUCUCUCAUUCAAGUAGGCCUUUGUACCAUCUGGCUAGCAUCUUUCCCUCCAUUCCCACAGUUGGACAUGCAUUCUAUGUCUGAGGCUAUUAUCAAGAAAUGUAACGAAGGCUCUGCAGUCAUGUUCUCCUGUGUCCUGGGCUACAUGGGCCUGCUGGCCCUUGCCAGCUUCUUUGUGGCCUUCUGUGCGCGCAGAUUACCAGACAGCUUCAAUGAAGCCAAAUUCAUUACCUUUAGCAUGCUGGUAUUCUGCAGUGUUUGGGUGCUGUUUGUUCCAACUUACCUGAGCUCAGCAGGAAAAGCCUUGGUGGCUGUGGAGAUCUUCUCCAUCUUAGCUUCCAGUGCUGGAUUACUGGGAUGUAUCUUUUUCCCUAAAUGCUACAUCAUUAUGUUGAGACCUGAGCUGAAUAUCAAGGAGCAGCUAAUAAGAAGAAGGAAUUGA